Eutrema salsugineum is the source of this 739-nucleotide messenger RNA. Its product is annotated as probable prefoldin subunit 2. Gene Ontology annotation, biological process: protein folding. The record is from RefSeq and is a predicted model, not a curated record. Gene Ontology annotation, molecular function: protein folding chaperone. The transcript has 2 exons. Bases 129 to 575 code for a protein of 148 amino acids. Gene Ontology annotation, cellular component: cytoplasm; prefoldin complex. NCBI's taxonomy places the organism in Eukaryota, Viridiplantae, Streptophyta, Magnoliopsida, Brassicales, Brassicaceae.
CCUCACUCUCUACGCCGCGUUCUCGCUCUCUCUCUCGUUCUCGCAGACUCAAUCUUCGUCUAGAUCGCUUCCUUCCUAACUAAAGCUUCUUAGAUCUUCCCUCGUGCGGUUUCGUUUGUAAAAAAGCAAUGGCGAGCAAACCUGGAACCGGUGGCAUAAGAGAGCCGCCGAAUGAGCAAGCUGUUCUAAACAUGUAUGAAGCAAUGAGAUCAGAGCUAAGCCAAGUCUACUCCAACAUAACCGAGCUCGAGAUGCAAGUGAGCGAACACUCUCUGGUCAUCAACGCCAUUCAGCCUCUCGACCAAUCAAGGAAAUGCUUUCGCAUGAUAGGAGGCGUUCUCGUGGAGAGAACCAUCAGAGAGGUACUCCCAGCUGUCCUACGCAACAAGGAAGGGCUCGAAGAGGUCGUGAAGAAGCUGUACGAGACGUUGGAGAAGAAAAAGAAAGAUCUUACAGAGUUCGAAGCCAAGUAUAAGAUCAGGCUAAGGAAACAGGAAGAUUCCAAGGAAGAGGGUAACAAAAAGGAAGGUAAUGCUCAAGGUGUUCUUGUUGGAGCUGCCAGUUCAAGCCAGUAAAACUCUUCUUAUUUUACAAGUGUUGCAUCUCUUUUUUUUUUGGUUAUUGUGAUCUUUUUUUCUGGAAAACUCUAAAAUGUUUUUGAAUGUUGCAAAAUCAGUAGACUGGAGAGAUUUUCCAUUUGAUAGAUCUAUGGAGUAUGAACUAUCAUUCUUGAAGUACU